This is a messenger RNA of Oncorhynchus mykiss (rainbow trout), 2101 nucleotides long. RefSeq names its product snRNA-activating protein complex subunit 3. Lineage: Eukaryota; Metazoa; Chordata; Actinopteri; Salmoniformes; Salmonidae. Gene Ontology annotation, cellular component: snRNA-activating protein complex. Gene Ontology annotation, molecular function: bent DNA binding; RNA polymerase II cis-regulatory region sequence-specific DNA binding; core promoter sequence-specific DNA binding. The record is from RefSeq and is a predicted model, not a curated record. Gene Ontology annotation, biological process: snRNA transcription by RNA polymerase II; snRNA transcription by RNA polymerase III.
UCAAUCGGUAAUUUCUCUUGUAUUUUCCCAUCUCGAGACACUUCAUUACCCAGCGUUACCUGGGAGUUUUGACGUCAUUUAGAUGAAAAAAUGGCGGCGGGCAGUAGCUCAAACGUGAACGAAAAUAUUCCAGUUUUUGAGUAUAAAGACAUAAACACCAAACCAUUCCACGUUGGCUCAUUCAGAACCGCAUGGCUUGAGAAAUUGAAACCAAUUGACUAUUCCUACGAGGAUAAAUACGAAGAGAAUGAAGAUGCCGACUUUGCAAAGGAAAUGGGAAUCGCACCAGAAACGUUGGAUGAACUGAAAGCUAUCUGCAGCGUUGACACUCUUCGGGGUCAAGCUGAAGAUGAGCCUCUUGACACCAACGUUGUGCCACCUGACCCCACUCUUCAAACACUAAUACAGAGGAAGAAGAAGCAGGACUACAAAGGCACCCUGAGGAUCGAUAAGAUAAGCAGAGUUGACCACUACCAAGACGAACUGGAGAGCCUAGCGGUGGGGAAAAGGCCUGAGGACCCUGCUGACUUGGUGCCAGAAGGGGAGAUAAUUUUGAGCAUCAACGUUCUCUACCCAGCCAUAUUUGAGAGAUUUAGGUAUGUGAGGCCCCACAUGACCCUUCAGAUGCUGGGCUCCCAUAGUCUGGUGGACCUGAGGGACGCUAUCUGCUGUAUCAGCGACCUGCAGGUCUUUGGAGAGUUCAGCAACACGCCCGACAUGGCACCGGACUUCAUCAGCAAGGAUCAUUUCAAAUCCGCCUUCUUCUACUUUGAAGGGGUCUUCUACAAUGACAUGCGUCACCCUGAGUGUCAGGACAUGAGCGAGACCACCAUUGAAUGGGCAAAGACCAGAGACUUCCCCACAUUCCACAAGGCCAAGAUGGAGGACACCAGGUUCUACGACCUGAAGGUGAAGGUGGGAUACCCCUACCUCUUCUGUCACCAGGGAGACUGCGAGCACGUUGUCAUCAUCACCGAUAUCAGACUGGCUCAUAAGGAUGACUGCCUGGAUAGGAAGUUGUACCCUCUCCUUACCCACAAGCACAGGGUCAUGACCAGAAAGUGCGCUGUGUGUCACGUCUACAUCGGCAGAUGGUUAACCACAAAUGAUCCAUUUGCCCCAAAUGACCCGUGUCUCUUCUGUGAGCGAUGCUUCCACAUGCUUCACUAUGACGAGAAAGGAAACAAACUAGGACAGUUCCUGGCCUACCCUUAUGUGGACCCUGGGGCCUUCAACUGAGACCGUCCUGUUUCUCCCUCCUACUGCUGUGCAGUAUUAGUAAUGGCACAUAGGGCACAUUUCUGUUGGCAUUAAAGCACUUUAUUUACUGUUCUAUUUGUCUUGGGAUUCAUGAUCACAUGGAAAUGUUUUUGUUGUAGUCAUAGAAUUGUAAAGCUCAUAGACUGUUCAUUUCGGAUAGAUGAACCUUCAGUGGUGAGCUGGUGGUGUCACCAGCUCAUGCUACUCAUGAGAAGUUCACUUGAAUGAUUAUAGCUCGUACGAAGAAUUGGUUUCACUAAUUAAAGUGGAAAUCAGUGGGACAACACCCUUCUGUCUUCUACCUCUGGAUAGGGAUAUCACGCCCUGCAAAAGCUCGAGUGGUGACUUGGAAGGGCACUCUAGCAACAUCUUGAUUCAAAACACAUCAAUGGAAUAAUCUUAACCGAUCUGUUAAGCUACUGAUGGCCAUUUUAGACCGGAAAGCUCAGAUCUGAGGCUAAUAGUUUUCCGUGUGACCUGUUGACUUGACACAGUACUAUUGAUAGAAGCAAUUUAUUUGAAUGCGUACAGAUGAGGUCAAUUAUAUUGGCGCCACUUGUACUUUGCAGUAGAGCAGAAUGUUCUGCUUUCUCUUACCCUGUAGGCACCUGCAACUUACUACAGGUGACAAAUGACUUAAUGAGACUCAUUGCCUCCAAAUGAAUGAAUUUUGAAUAAGCUAGUCUAGGCCAUUUGACUUAAGUGAAAAAUAUUAAUUUUGAUUUGGUCCUGUGAAGUGUAAACAAGUUAUUAAUUUAAAUGUAUUUUGAAGUGAAUCAUGCAAGGGUGCCAAUAUUUAACCACAUCUAACAUGAGUACUCAUGUUUCAAUAAACAAAAUA